Molecule: messenger RNA, 2759 nt
Organism: Anneissia japonica
Lineage: Eukaryota; Metazoa; Echinodermata; Crinoidea; Comatulida; Comatulidae
Product: pre-mRNA 3'-end-processing factor FIP1-like
Exons: 17
Coding region: 3-1736 (577 amino acids)
Cellular component (GO): mRNA cleavage and polyadenylation specificity factor complex
Molecular function (GO): RNA binding
Source: RefSeq, a predicted model, not a curated record
ACAUGGCUGACGACGAAGACUCGUGGUUGUAUGGAGACACAGAAGACAAGAAAGAAGAAGAUGCUCCAAAAGAAAAUAAAGAAGAGCAGCCAGCAGAAGAGGAGAGUGAGAGUGAGAGGCGGGAUAGUGCGUUAUCAGCAACUGCUGUGGCCUUUGUGAGUCAACUAUCAACCUCAAAUGAUGUGACAGAUGUUAAGGCAGAUCAAAAGAGGAAGCCAAGUGUGACCGCAGAAGAUGUAGGCCCACCUGGAGUAGCUACCGAAGAGGAACAAGAGGAAGGGUACAUUGAGGACAGUGAUGAUGACAGUGAUGAGGAUGAUGUCCAGGUUACCAUAGGAGAUAUCAAAUCUGGGAUACCAGCGUCAUACCAGUAUGGGCAGGGUGUAAAUAUACGUAGUUCAUAUAAGGGAGCAGUUACAGCAAAACCAGUAAAAGGCCUUGAUUUAGAAGCUGAAGGGACCAUCAAUGGUACAGCUGUCUACUCCUUCGACAUCGAUUCAUUAGAAGAAAAGCCCUGGAGAAAACCUGGUGCCGAUAUCACAGAUUAUUUCAACUAUGGGUUCAACGAAGACACAUGGAGUAUAUAUCGAGAGAAACAAAAACGACUACGCUCCGAUCCAAAUUUACAGUCUAAAUUACCUGUCCAAACCUAUAUACCUAUUCAAAAGCAAAUAAAGGAGAUUCCAACAGUAGGCUCUAACAAGUCCAACUCCUUUCAUAAGCCAUACACUAAGGAGCCUUCAAGCAGUACUAUCCAGACGGUAGGAACAAUCACAACGGUGUCCAGUCGUCGAAGGAACAACAGCACAGAUUUGUUUGAUGAGAAUUUUUCUCCAACGCUAGAGGAUCAUGGUGGUCCUCCACCACCAAUGCAGAUGCCUCCUCCUGGAUAUGGUGGACCGCCCCGUCACUCUAUGCCACCAACAUCGGGGCCUCCACCAAUGCGGCCUGGACCACCUCCUAUGCCUGUUCCCCCAAGACAAGGCCCACCACCAAUGAUGCACGGCCCUCCACCAGGUAUGGGCGGACCACCAGGGCAUGGUUUUCCGCCAGCUGAUAACAGACCCCCUCCAGGCAUGCCACCCCCUAUGCCAGGACCACCUCCAGGGCCACCUCCGGUCAGUAUGGGAAUGGGACCACCACCCCCACGUCACAUGGGGCCCCCACCGCCAGGAUAUCAGGACCCUUAUUACAGAGAUCCAUCAUAUGCUCCACCACCCCGGUUUAGUGGACCCCCGCCACCCCAUCAAGGUCCACCUCCAAAUGGCUGGGGUGGUCCGCCACCGCCAGGUGGUCCACCACCACCGAUGGUGCACAGUGGACCUCCGCCACCACAUGGAGGUCCACCACCGCCUCAUGGUGCCUUUCCACCAUUUACCAAGCCACCCCCUGGACAGGGGUAUUCUGAGGAAAGUGAUAUUAGCAGUGGCAGUGAUCAUGACGAACCAAGUAGAAAAUAUCGAGAUGGUGAACACAGGACCAGGCACAGAGACCGUGACGGUGAGCGCGGCGAAAGAGACAGAGAUCGUGAGAGGAGCGAAAGAGGAGAAAGAGACAGGGACAGGGACCGUGAAUAUCGUCGUAGAUCUGAUAGAAGCCAUGAUAGGGACAAAGACCGGGAAAGACGGCAUAGGGAUAGAGAAGAACGACAUCGAUCAUCUAGAAGUUCACGGCGACAUGAUGAAGAUAGAGAACGCAGUUCCAAAAGAAGAAGGGAAGAACCCAAAGAAGCCUAGCUGCAAUUACAUCAAGAUAAAUAUGUGCUGUUAUUGGUUACUGCUUGCUGGGACUUUAUCAAAGGUCAUAGAUGGUUUGGUCUGUUCAAAAUGAUACGGACGCUUAACCGUGUUCUUUGACUCACGAUCAACAUCUAGGUUAUGGUUCAAAGGUGAAAUACCAUGCUUAGAAAGUAUGCAACAUACUGUGGAUCUAAACCAGGAUUAUUUAUGUGAUUGGAAACGAUGUUUUCGUAGAUGGUGAAUAUGGAUUUGAAUAGCAUAAAUUAUGUGUGCAUUUGUAAGCAUGACAAUGGACGAUAAAAUGACAUUCUAAGCGGUACAACCAAAUCAAGCAAGGCCACACAUUUAAAAUUCGCCACUUAAGUCUGUGUUUGAUUGUAAUCUUUUUGUACGCUGUCGAUUGAUUUUAAGGAUAAUGAUAUUUGUAAAACUGAAUGUAAUUCUCUCUUAUAGUUAAUCCGAAAGUGGGCCACAUAUUGAUCUAAUAUAGGCCAGGUGAGGCUACCUCGAUAAAGCACUUGAAAAAGACCAAGGUCUGAUAUACAUAUUAUUUUACUAUCACAUAGUAAAAAACUAAAAAUUGUGUUUAAUAGUUUUUAAUGCCCUUAACUGUUUGGAAUACCGGUAUUGAAUCAGCUCCAUUUUUCCCAUAUAUAGGCAUGAUGAUGCCAUAUUUGGCCAAAUCGUAGGAAUUUUUUACAUAAACUUGAGAGUUUUAAAAGAACUUACCAAAAAAUUUGCUGCCACUCAGAAUGGAAUGAUUGUUUCCUGUAUGUCAUUGUAGGUAAAUCUUUAUUGGGGAAAAAAAAAAAAACAAACAAAAAUAGAAAUCUCUUGCACUGCCCAAGGGGUAAAUAUGAAAUGCUUACACUACAACAGACAUUUGCACUGUAUCAGGGAUGUGAUAUAUAUAUUAGACACCUCCCUGAUUUUAUGGUGUACUACUCUGGCAAGUCGCACCACUUCGUUACCGUACAACCACCAAUUCACAACAAAACCAGUUUCUACAAGGCAAUUCAA